UUUAUCAAAUAUGACUGUAGAGUUUUGAAAACUUUAUAAUUUUUUACCCCUAUUAUUAAAAAUACUGAGUUAUGUGGAGAAAAAGAGUGAAACCUGAUGGUAGAAAUCAGUUUGUCUACAGGUAUAAAAUUCAGAUCCAGAUAUCCAAAAGUGCAAAUUUACCCUAAGCCAUAUUUGCUUAGGGGAAAUUUGUUGAUGGUAUUUUGUAUUAGUUUAAUAUUAGAAGUCCAUAUGUGAUGUUGACCUUAUGAAGGAGUGGGAUGGUGGUCAUUUCUAUUUUAUUUACACCUUCUGUUCAUUUUGUUUCCAGCUCUUCGUCUAUAAUUACAUUGGACAAAAGAGCCUCGGGAUCACAAUUGGUAUGCUGCUGCUGUGUGGAGGCCUAGUGAACGGACCGUACGCCCUGAUCACCACGGCUGUAUCUGCUGACCUGGGAACACACGAAAGUCUGAGAGGAAACUCCAGAGCUUUAUCAACUGUUACUGCAAUCAUUGACGGCACUGGAUCAAUAGGUGCAGCGUUGGGUCCUUUGUUGGCUGGUUUGAUCUCACCCACCGGCUGGAACAAUGUUUUCUACAUGCUCAUCUCUGCUGACAUCUUAGCCUGCCUGUUUUUGACUCGACUCGUCUUUAAGGAAAUCAAAGGCUGGUGUGGACGGAUUCCCUGAGCCAGCGGGUGAGUCACUAAUGUGACUGGUUUUAAAGAUGGAGCCACCAAAAAAAAUCUGAAUUAUGAGAAGACAGAAAUAUUUUCCUUGUAUUUAUAAUAUUUGUCCACUCAUUCCACCCAUCUCUUACGCUUCAUCAGUCUUAAGUAUAAACAUAUUUCAUGCCUUUCCAACUGAAAUCAAAAUGAAAGUAAAUUAAAGUAGUAAAAUAGUGAUUCUCUCAACAUAACUGUAAUUUCUUCUUUUAAUUUCUUGUUUAUAAGGUUUAAAAAAAAUUAUCUCACAAUCAAAACAAUCUGUCACAGCACUAUAAUUAACCAGACUUCUUCUCACUGUAUAGCCAAAGAAAGCAAAGCCAGAAGAUUCAAGUUACUAAGCCGAUGAUUGAAGCUUUCUGUUUGUAAAACAACAAAGGAAAUGUCCCUUUGCAGAGACAAAUUUUAAUCACAUUAUUCUAAGUUGUCUUAAUGUUCUUUUAUUGUUCGUCUUAAUCUUGUUUUUGAUUUGCUGUCUCCUCACAAGUGAUUCCACUGGAAAUUUGGUAAACUCUGAGAUUAAUCAGAUGUGCUGUAAAAAUGCUGCUUAUGCUCAGUGUAUAAAACAAUCAAAUAAAUAAUGUUAAAAAUCAUGCAAGAUUCUGUCCCUGUUUUUGUAAGACAUUACAGCUCGCAUGUAGCUGUAGCUGAAAUAUGUAUCUCAGGUAUGUAGAUGCAUUUCCAUUACAAAUGUACAGUUUUGUGAAAUACACAAAUUUUCAUACAACUGAAAAAAAAAAACCUCAUCUGAGCGCAAAACCUUUAUAAAAAAACAUGAGUUUUUAUGAAACUGGCAUGAUUCCAUUAAAGCAUGUAAAAUAUACAUUUUAUAUAAAAUUCACUCUUUUAGCACUUAUUUUUUUGUGUGUGUUUUGUGUCUAAGUUCAAAAAGUUAAAAUGUAUUCUCUCCUGGUACUGCAUAUUGUUUUUUGGGAUGUAUUUUUCAGUCUUAAUUUUUCUCUGUUCACUGUAACAUUUUUCUUGUCUAUGACAUCACCACAUUUACUGUGGAACUGCUAAAUAAAGUCAUAUCUUCUGGCUAA
This is a messenger RNA of Poecilia latipinna (sailfin molly), 1745 nucleotides long. RefSeq names its product sugar phosphate exchanger 2-like. The coding region runs from base 248 to 667 and encodes 139 amino acids. Gene Ontology annotation, molecular function: glucose 6-phosphate:phosphate antiporter activity. Gene Ontology annotation, cellular component: endoplasmic reticulum membrane. Lineage: Eukaryota; Metazoa; Chordata; Actinopteri; Cyprinodontiformes; Poeciliidae. The record is from RefSeq and is a predicted model, not a curated record. The transcript has 5 exons. Gene Ontology annotation, biological process: glucose-6-phosphate transport; phosphate ion transmembrane transport.